GUUUUGACUAUUCUUCUCCUAACAUUCUGCUUGUCGACGCUACUUUCGUUUCUUCUUGUUCUUCUCGUCUCUUUGUUAUUCUUUUACACCACUCUCGCUUUCCACACUCGCUUCUUGUCGUUUACUUCGUAUCUCCACAUUCGCUAUUUCCCCCCUGAUUGACUAGACGACAACCGCUGCUACGACUCUGGCAUUUUCCUACGCGUUCACCGGAAGAAAGCGGCAAUGUCGUUUCACCAAUCCAGUUCGAGCAUCCCCUACGAUGUUCAUCAGCUUUUAUUGCAGGUUGCACAACAUGGUUACGAUGCCGACGAUGUUCGACUCUGGUAUGCCGCCAUUCUGAACCGCAUCCUAUACGACAAUCUAUCCACCGUCGACACCCCGCAGUCCCAGCCAUCGACUGCAGCAGAGACCCGUGAGACUACCACAUCUACACAUUACAGCGCAAACCUGCUCGCCAUGACUUCAGGCCCGCAGAAUUACGCCAACGCCAUUCCGACUGCAGAAUCCUGGCCUGGCCAGUAUUCGGUCGAAGAUUACGCGUCUAGCUCCAUUUCCGGCUCGACGACUACCACCGUGGACUCAGCGUACCAGACCAGCAUGACGAACUACACCCAACCAUCUCCCUGCUGGAGUGCCGGCACCCCCGCACAACUCGGCAUGAAUACCAGCACUACCGAUCACCCGACACCAUCCACUAUCCCCCUCGAACCUCCCGAAGACACGAUAAAUGGCCCCGCUCCCUCCUGGCCAGCUCAAUCAAGCUACAACAUUCCACCCAACCCUUCAAGCAAACGACCCGCAUCUCCUCUUCCCCCUUACGAAUUCCCAAUGCCGAGCAGCAACCCAAUGCUCCAGUACUACCCCGCCGCAACCACCAACACACCCCCACAACCACACUUCUCCUCCUUCGAAUCCUUCUGCACCGCCUACGGUCCGCCAAUCUCCAUCGUUCCGUCGAGGAAGCGCAGAAAGACGUCCUCCAAGGGAGUGAAGAAGUUCUUUCAGCCGAUGCACGUUUCGCGGAGCUCAAUUUGAGGGAACGAACAGGCACAAUACGAGAAGUUCGAUUCGAGCCUUGCCCAUGGCAUUUUGUUUUAUAGCAUAGCGUUGCUGGUAUUUUGGGAAGGUAACUACCUUGGCGUUCGGCGGCUGGAGAGCAUGGGGACCAUGUUCACGAUUGUACGUUUUGGACGCGAUGAGAUGCACAGAUUCAGACUUCGUAGCAAUGUCUACAAUCAUUUGCUGACCUGCUCAAUACCAC
Messenger RNA from Neohortaea acidophila, 1264 nucleotides. RefSeq lists its product as uncharacterized. The coding region runs from base 226 to 1038 and encodes 270 amino acids. The transcript has a single exon. The record is from RefSeq and is a predicted model, not a curated record. NCBI's taxonomy places the organism in Eukaryota, Fungi, Ascomycota, Dothideomycetes, Mycosphaerellales, Teratosphaeriaceae.